GUAGGUACUACUACGCCUUUGCCUACGUUGCCGGACCCGAGGGAGGAUUGAAUGGGACUCUGAGUCCUCCGGUCGAGAUCUUUGUUCCUACGGUUUCCAACGACUUCUCUCAACCUCCCCAGCUUGUCGCCACAGCACGUCAGGACCACGUGCAGUUUACCUUCUCUGCCGUUCAGCAGUUCGGCGUUGCGUGGGCCACUCUCCUGCCAUUCAGGACCAUUGAGAGUGUGAAGAGCUUUGCCAACGCAGCAGGAGGUUCGAAUUGCCGGAGAGAGGCCCUGAGCAUUGGCACCGCUGUGAAGGAGAUCUUGCUUGCAUCCUCGUUUCCGAAUGCCGGUGAUGGCUGCGACUUGACCACCAAUGGAAUGUAUGUGUUAGCCGUGUAUGUGGAGGAUAUCAACGGUCUCAACGACGGAACCUUGGCUCAGCUGCCCGUCCACAUCAGUCCCCGGCCGACAGUCUCAAAUCGCAUCGCGGCCGGACCAGUGAUAUCCGCCAAUCCGACGCCCAGCGAUGUGCACUUGACAUUCUCAGCGGCGAUUCCGGGCCGGUAUUGGGCCUUCAUCUUGCCGACAGACAGGACGAACGUAUUUACCCUGGAAACUGCGAAGUUUAUGGAUCUGAAUCCAGACACCGUCGGGCAAGCAGGCUGUCGCAAGAACGACGUGGAAAUGGGCUCCGGGGCCACGGAAGUUCACUUGACAGACUGCGAUCUCGUGAUGUCGGGACCAGGCAUCACCUUCUACUCCGCAUUUAUUUACGUUGAGGACAACAGCGGCCAAGUUGGAGACCUCUCCGCAGCAGUGACGGUUGUGGGCAUCUCGAACACAUUCCUGCCACCCUUCCCACGCAUAGUGGCGUUCGAAACAGACGGUAAAAUCUCUGUGGAUGUGCGCGUGAACAACUCUGGCCGCCUGUGGAGUCGAAUCGUAUAUUCCGACUUGUACCCCAGUAUUGAGCGCUAUUCUGGAGCUAUGUCGCUCACUGUAUUGAAGCAGUGGCAAGAUUAUCCGGACAACGGGCCCUCGUAUCAAAAUGAGAAUUGCAGUAUCUUUGAACUGGAUGUGACCGCGGAAAGGGAUUUCGAGGGCCUGCCAGUGCCUGUGUGGCUGAACUUCAGCAACUGUACAUUCACAUCUGGCACGAACUACAUGAUAGCGAUCUACGCUGAGGAUGCAGGAGGGAACAACGAUGGCGAGAUCAUAGGCUUGAAGCUGGACAAGUAUUACAACGCCAGCAACUACUUCAUUGCCUCUCCAUCUGUCGUUGGCACGGCAAUGGCCGAGACGUUCACAGUCCAGUUUCAGACCUGGGCUGCAGGCUUUGGAUGGUGUGCAAUCAUCUCCCCCCAAGAUGCUAAGUAUCUUACCGGAGCUGCUGUGAUGAGUGGGGAGGCAAGCCUUGGUGGCCCCAACUGCUGCAAGAACUCUGCCGGUUUCCUGACAGGUGGUGGUCUGGAGACAUUGACACUCACUGGGUGCGGUUUGAGCAUGGACACGGAAUACCUCUUCUUCAUGUACAUCAGCGGAGGCGCAUUGGAUGGCACGCUUUCCUCUGGACAUGCUUUCACCACCUUUGGCAGCCUCGGCCAUAUCCGGGUGCAGUGGCUCCAGAAGGAGACAGAUGAGGGUGGCGCUAUAGACCGGUAUCGUGUCUUCCUGAAUGGCACUCAGGUGUAUGACGACUAUGGUUAUCGAAGCAGCUUGGAGCAAGCCCGCGCAGGAUCACCACCUCGCUGGGUGCGCGUGGCAGACUUGGCAUGUACACCAGGCUUGAGCUAUGAGGUCACCUUGUCAGGGCGGAAUUUGGGUGGCUGGUCACCUUUGAGCGAGCCGCUGCAGACGGGCUGUUUCCUUCGUCCGGGUACCAUCUCGGAGCUGCGCGAGGUCUCUUCAUCAGUGUCGGCGGACAGAGAGACUGCAUCAUUGAGACUGGCAUGGAAUGCUCCACAAGAUGCAGCUGGUGCUGAGACGGCCUACUACAACGUCUACCGCGACCGUGGGUUGCGACAGGCCUUGUUCGAGCUGAUCGGCAGCACAGCUGUCACGCAGUUCGAUGAUUCAGGCUUGGUGCCUGGUCGCGACUAUGGUUACCAAGUGACUGCUGUGAAUGCUUUCGGUGAAGGACCUGUCAGUGACGUCUUGUUCCUCAAGGUUGCGGGCACACCGGUCAUAGAGACUCCCAAGGUGGAUCUUCUUGGUAUACUGAACCAGGCAGGCCUCCAAAUGACUCCAACCGCACAGACCGGGGAGUUAGACCAGGCGCGCAGCAACGAAACUGCAAGUGUCCCUUGUAGAGCUGCUAACAAGGGAUGCAACAGGGAUUCGAGGGUCUUUGCAGCUUCGCGUGUAGGCUCGCGGUUGGGGAUCUUUGUACUGCAAGCUCGUAGCACGUAG
Messenger RNA from Symbiodinium sp. CCMP2456, 2396 nucleotides. NCBI's taxonomy places the organism in Eukaryota, Dinophyceae, Suessiales, Symbiodiniaceae. The record is from the annotation of a GenBank genome assembly.